AUGGGUGUCGUAUCUGCCGUCCUCGCCGUUCUCAUCACCAUCUUCUCUGUCACAGUCCCGCCCGUCGGCGUGUUCCUCGUGGCAGGAUGUGGAAUGGACUUGUUCAUCAAUAUCUGCCUGACGCUCCUCGGCUACAUCCCUGGUCACAUACAUGCUUUCUACCUCCUCUACGUCUACUAUGAACGUCGCGAGCAGGCCAACGAGGGCCGGUUCGCCGCCCGCCGCGCGCCCGGCGUCUACUCGGAGAACGUCCAGUCUGGUGGCGUCGGGUACGGAACCAUGGCGCCGCCUGCUACCGCGCCGCCUCCCAACUAUCGCUGA
Molecule: messenger RNA, 321 nt
Organism: Geosmithia morbida
Lineage: Eukaryota; Fungi; Ascomycota; Sordariomycetes; Hypocreales; Bionectriaceae
Exons: 3
Coding region: 1-321 (106 amino acids)
Cellular component (GO): membrane
Source: RefSeq, a predicted model, not a curated record